Molecule: messenger RNA, 1176 nt
Organism: Nerophis lumbriciformis (worm pipefish)
Lineage: Eukaryota; Metazoa; Chordata; Actinopteri; Syngnathiformes; Syngnathidae
Source: RefSeq, a predicted model, not a curated record
AUGUUGGACAACUGCUCGGAUUUUGGCAACGUUACGCAGAUGGUGGUCCCGGUGGUUCACUAUAACUUCCCGGCGCUUGUGUUUGGGAUCCUACUAAUCAUGGUCGUCAUCUUCGGCAACGUGCUCGUGUGCAUAAGUGUUUAUUCGGAGAAAGCUUUAAAAACUACAACCAACUAUUUCAUCGUCAGUUUGGCCUUUGCAGACCUACUCCUGGCGGUUCUGGUUCUGCCGCUCUUCGUUUACGCAGAGUUCCAGGGUGGAGUCUGGUCCUUGAAUAUGUUUGUAUGUGAUAGCCUGAUGACCAUGGAUGUGAUGCUUUGCACUGCCUCCAUCUUCAACCUUUGUGCAAUCAGUGUGGACAGAUUCAUUGCUGUUGCCAUUCCUCUUAAUUAUAAUCGCAAGCAUGUGGACUAUCGCCAACUCGUCCUGCUACUAGGCACCUGGCUGCUGGCCUUAGCUGUGGCCUCACCUGUUAUCUUUGGAAUCAACAAUGUACCUGACCGUUACACGCGCAAGUGCAAACUGGAGGACAAUAACUAUGUAGUUUAUUCUUCUGUCUGCUCUUUCUUUAUCCCAUGCCCCAUCAUGGUACUGCUAUACUUUGGAGUCUUUCGCGGCCUACGGCGCUGGGAGUUAGCUCGUAAGGCCAAACUGCACACCAGCGUCGAAGCUUGCAGGAAGCUGCAGCACGCGGCCAUUGCAACCGCCCUCCCUCCGUUGGCGGGUGCAAUCCCAGGACCCCUGCCCAUGCCGCUAACCAGGAUCAUUGAAAGGGACUUUGCUCAGUCACGGCUUGAUGAUAUGGACGACUGCAUGAAGCAAAAGAUUCCUUAUCCCCGUCGGUACAGUGCAAAUGCCAUACCAACAGUAACCUACGGCCAUGAGCAACACAGCAAAAAAGGAGCCAAGAUCAACAGCAGGGAGAGGAAAGCCAUGAGGGUUCUGCCUGUUGUAGUAGGCUGCUUCCUCUUCUGUUGGACUCCAUUCUUUGUGGUCCAUACCACUCGAGCUGUGUGCUUGACAUGUGAGAUUCCUUCAGGAUUAAUGAGCACAGUGACAUGGCUGGGUUAUGUCAACAGUGCCCUCAAUCCUGUAAUCUACACCAUCUUCAAUACAGAGUUCAAGAAAUUCUUCAAGAAAUUCUUUCAUAACUGCUGCUAUUCAUGCUGGGUCUGA